AUGACCAUUUCACCGGUAGUCACGCAAUACUAUCUCCAAUUGAAAACGAAUGUUCCUGUUCCAAAGCUAUAUGGAAUCCUUGGGGACAUUGCGGUCAUGAAACGGGUGCCUGGCGAACCUCUUGCGAAAGCGUGGGCAUCGAUGCCUCUCUCGAGCAAAGGAGAAGUCGUUAAGCAACUAGCGAACAUUCAAGCCCGGCUCCUGCGCAUACGCCUGCGGACGAUUGGACGCUUCCAAUGGGAUCCCAGUCUGUUCGCCUCCCAGCCGCAAACACCACGCUUCAAAGUGGGAACGGGAAUAUGUAGCGAUCUCGGCCCUCAGAAAUCAAUCGGAGGCCUAUUCAAGACGCUUAUCGGAAGCUUGUCGGAAAAGUUAAAUGAAAACAACCGAACGAAAGCUUUGCUCAGCAGAGUACGCAGUCGCGUCGCCUCAAUUGUGAACGACAAAAACUGCAACCACAAGCGGAAGGGACUCGCCUUGGAGCACGAUGACUUGGACCCGAGGAACAUUAUGGUGGACAAGGACCAUGUCACUGGCAUUCUUGAUUGGGAUGGAGCCACGGUUAUCCCGAGAGAACUUGCCUCACCAGGCCUCCCCUGGUUACAAGGUACGUACGGAAUGUCAGAGGCGGAAGAAAGGGAGAUCGCAACAUUGUUUAACAUCUACGAGACAACUCUGGAGCGAGCUGGUGAGGGGGAGAAGGCCCUCAAGUUGCGCGAGGCAACUCGAUACGAUGCACCACCUGGUCUAAGUGAUCUCUGGGUCCUGCUUUCCAUCGAGAAGACGUUUGGUUGGGCCGAACUUCUCGUCUCAGAGGGGAAGGGAACGGUAUUUUUCGCCGUCUGA
Fimicolochytrium jonesii is the source of this 846-nucleotide messenger RNA. RefSeq lists its product as uncharacterized. Lineage: Eukaryota; Fungi; Chytridiomycota; Chytridiomycetes; Spizellomycetales; Powellomycetaceae. The transcript is spliced from 2 exons. Bases 1 to 846 code for a protein of 281 amino acids. The record is from RefSeq and is a predicted model, not a curated record.